Molecule: messenger RNA, 678 nt
Organism: Lathyrus sativus (Indian pea)
Lineage: Eukaryota; Viridiplantae; Streptophyta; Magnoliopsida; Fabales; Fabaceae
Source: the annotation of a GenBank genome assembly
AUGUCUUUGGUAAUGAAAAACAAUUAUUGGAUUCUGAGACAUGGCAAAAGCAUUCCCAACGAGCGCGGCAUCGUUGUUUCAUCCAUCGAAAAUGGCACGCGUUCUGAAUUUCAAUUAGCCCCUGACGGAGUUAAUCAAGCACAACUCGCUGGGAAUUUAUUUCAAAAGGAACUAGAGGCUAAUAAUAUAGCUAUUGCUAAUGUGCGCAUUUGUUAUUCUCCUUUUUCAAGAACAAGCCAUACCGCAAAUGUUGUUGCAACUGAAUUGAACAUUCCUUUUGAUGGCUCUCAGUGUAAGGUGUUCGAUGAUCUUCGAGAGCGGUAUUUUGGUCCUUCCAUUGAGCUUCUGUCUCAUGAUAAAUACGCAGAGAUUUGGGAAUUAGAUGCGAAAGAUCCUUUUGUUGGGCCAGAAGGAGGAGAAAGUGUUAAGGAUGUUGCUGGUAGACUUGCAAGAACAAUGGCCGUAAUUGAAUCAGAAUUUCAAGGAUGUGCAAUUUUGGUUGUCAGCCAUGGGGAUCCUCUGCAAAUCUUGCAAACAGUUCUGCAUGGAGCUAAUAAACAUAAGGAACUGACUUCUGACGACUUAGCUUCAAUAUUAGCGGCAGUUCAGGUGGCACCAAUCUUGUCCCAGCACCGCCAAUACGCACUGAAUACCGGAGAGCUCAGGAGAGUCAUUUGA